AGCCCAGCUGACGAGGAGAAUUAAGUGUUACGUGCGAGGAACGGCUUUUCUAAUCUCUGAUCUCUGGGAUUAUUCCUCCAGUGGACGGGAUUCAGCCCCUGUCCGUGGUUUUUGGCCACUAUUUUACGCACACUGCGCGCCGUUUUAGUGCGGUCAAGCUUGCGCCCUUGCCAUUUGCAUGAUGGAUUAAACCCUCAAUAGUUUAAACCUAGAUUUGGGUUUGUUCUCUCUGAACAAUUGUGGAUUAUUAAUGGACUCGCACCAUGCUAAAUGAUGAUGAUCUUUUGGUCAGUGAAGCGCGCAGCCGUACAUUGGAUUAAGGAGCCGAGAUUUUCCGCAGCGCUUGGACCACGCACCUGUUUAUUCUCCUGAGACACUCGGACCUGUUUUCCUGUUUUGACGCGCUGGGAUGGAGAGUGAGCUGAGACCCAGGCUGUGUUUCCUGACCAAAGGAGAGGGCGGCUAUGGGUUCCACCUGCACGGCGAACGGAAUAAAGGCGGACAGUUCAUCCGCAAAGUGGAGCCCGGAUCUUCGGCUGACCUGGCCGGGCUGAGACCAGGGGACCGGGUCGUGGAGGUGAACGGGGAGAACGUGGAGAACGAAACGCAUCAUCAAGUGGUGAAUCGUAUCCGCCAGGUGGCCCACCGCACCAGACUGCUGGCGGUGGACAGAGACACGGACGACUACCUCCGCAGCCGUGGCCUGGCCUGCACCGAGGACCUGGCCAUUGAGAUGGGAACCCUCUCCCCGCGCCCCUCACCCGCGCCCACCCCCUCCUCCUCUCCCAUACCCAGAGAGAAUUCACCCCCAUCAUCCAAACCCAACCACACACACCAGCUCCACCCUCGUGCUGCAGACUCGCCCACUCACAUGGUCACACAAGGCGAGAUCAAGAGAUCCUCAGUGACAUCAAGUACCGCAACUGACACAGAGCUGCAGGCAGAGCCCUCACCGGAGCCGACAACUGAACUCUUUCCCCGCCUCUGUAUCCUGGUGAAGGCGGAGCACGGCUACGGCUUCAACCUGCACAGCGAUAAGACAAAGCGUGGACAGUUUGUACGUUCUGUGGACCCCGGCUCAGCCGCUGAGAGAGCAGACAUCCAGCCCGGAGACAGACUGGUGGAGGUGAAUGGAGUGAACAUAGAGGGCCUGAGGCACUCGGAGGUGGUGGCCCUCAUUAGAGCAGGAGGGCAGGAAGUCCGCCUCCUCGUGGUCGACCAGGAGACGGAUGAGCUCUUCCACAGACUGGGGAUCACACCCACCGCCAGCCAUGUCAAAGAAGUCUAUGGAGACGAAUCAGCCCCAGAAAGUGCCCCACCCACCCCUUCUCCUACCACUGAACUCCCUGCCACAGAUCAACCUAUCAUAAAUGUCACGGUCACAGACUCCCCAAUCCCAGAGAUGUCUCCAAAAUCCCGGGCUAAUGGGAGCUCAGCAUCCCACUCCUCUAGAAGUUCCACCACCCAGUCAGAGAUCAGCAGCUCAGACAUGAGCUUCCAGGUCCCUGAUGAGGACGACAGGCGUGUUUCCGACCCUUUCAUGGACAGUGGCCUGCGUCUGAGUCCUACGGCUGCUGAGGCUAAACAGAAGGCCCUCGCCAAGCGCAACAAGAAGAGAGCGCCCCCUAUGGACUGGAGCAAGAAACAAGAGAUCUUCAGCAACUUCUGAGCCCUUGAUUGCCUGGAGUGAAAAGAGAAGCAGCAAGAGAAUGGCAUAGAACGAGGACUAAUAACGUGAUUCCUUACUGUUGAUAUUGUAGUCAUAAGUACAGUACCUCAAUCUUGCAAAGGGAAAGGAAAGAAUUACCUGAGAAGGAAAAGAGUCAAAUAGUAACAUUCACAUAGUAAUAUUCUUAAAUCCUGUUCUGUGUAAAAACAGAUUUUAAGAUAUCAAAUAGUAUUCUCUAGAUACUUACCUUACAGUAUCUAUAAGGACAAGGACAUGUGUGGAUGUGUCAUGAACGUUACAACACACUGCACUAAGCAAGGAGAUUAAUGACUCGCAGACCAUCAAUUGAGAGACUUGUCAACUGAAAUGGUGCCUGGUCACGACACAGUGUUUCUCUUUACUAAAAUAUAGUCAUUUCUGAGCCAUGAGUAGUGACUAUGACUCUACAGCCUCUAUGCACUCCUGUUUGUGUAUCAGUAAUAUUAUCAGCAUUUGUCUGAUUUUGGGCCAUAUCUGCUGUUGAUAUGCUUCUCUGUUGUAACCUCUGUAGAUUUUACUGUUUUUGAAGUACGGGUUUCAUGUCUUUCUUUCGGGUUACUGUGAGCUUGUCAUCCUGCAGUAGGUGUCCGUAUGUUGAUGUUUUGUUUGUCAGUUUAAUGUAGCACAUACCUUUAAAUGUAAAUACAGAGGGAAUGGGAGAAGCUAAGUCACGAUAUGCAUAUUUGAUCACCUCAGUGCUUCUCUUCAAUGCCAGUGAUUUCUGUAAAGGAAAAUAUUUAAAAGACAAAUUCUUGACUAGAUAGAAAAACUGUAUAACGUCUGAUCACUUCUUGUAGGUUUUUGAGGAAUUUUCUCUCAAAUGCACUUGAUGGUUGAAACUUGUCACAACGUGAAAUAAACUUUCAGAAUGUGUGUAAAAUGUCA
Molecule: messenger RNA, 2593 nt
Organism: Xiphias gladius (swordfish)
Lineage: Eukaryota; Metazoa; Chordata; Actinopteri; Istiophoriformes; Xiphiidae
Gene: nherf2
Product: Na(+)/H(+) exchange regulatory cofactor NHE-RF2
Exons: 6
Coding region: 410-1669 (419 amino acids)
Biological process (GO): protein localization to plasma membrane
Cellular component (GO): apical plasma membrane
Molecular function (GO): signaling receptor binding; protein-membrane adaptor activity
Source: RefSeq, a predicted model, not a curated record